Messenger RNA from Pan troglodytes (chimpanzee), 2422 nucleotides. RefSeq lists its product as uncharacterized. NCBI's taxonomy places the organism in Eukaryota, Metazoa, Chordata, Mammalia, Primates, Hominidae. The record is from RefSeq and is a predicted model, not a curated record.
CUUAGAAUGCUGGAAGCUGAGGAAGUUGGUUUUGCAAUAUUGUAACAAUCAUUAAAGCUUCGCAUCAGGCAGGGCAGGAGUGCUGGGCUGGGAAGAUGGAUGCACUGAGACGGCUCAGGCUCAGCUGGGCCCUCUCCUGGAUUUCCACUGUGACCUUGAAUGGCAGAAUUCAAGUCAGGUGGGUGUGGAGUGAGGGCAUGUAUCAGGAAGGAGGGAAUCCAGUGCUAAGUCAGUCCUUCGCUUCAGGGGGCUCCUAGGAUAUCUGGGAGACCCUCUGUUACCACGUGGAAGGUCUUGAUGGCAAGUUGUCCAUGUUCUUGGUGCGUUGAACAAAGAAUUGAACAAAAUGCACAAACAAAGCAACAAAAGGAUGAAGCAAUAAAAAAGCAACAAAAGAACAGAGCAGUGAAAGCUUAGAUUUAUUGAAGCAAAAGUAUACUCCACAGAGGGGGAGCAGGCUCAAGCAAGUGGCUCAGGAGCCCCAUUGUUCUUUAGGGUUUUUAUUAAGCCAAAAGAAUUUGGUGGCACUCUAGGUGCCCUUUAGAGGCCUCCAGUUGGUUACUCCCUAUGAAGGAUUGGCCCAAGGUCAAUCAGAGGCUGGAGUGGAGACUUGACCCGUGGCCAAUCAGAGGCUGGAGUGUGGAGACUCGGCCCGAGGUCAAUCAGAGGCUGGAGUGGAGACUUGACCCGUGGCCAAUCAGAGGCUGGAGUGGAGACUCGGCCCGAGGUCAAUCAGAGGCUGGAGUGGAGACUUGACCCGUGGCCAAUCAGAGGCUGGAGUGGAGACUCGGCCCGAGGUCAAUCAGAGGCUGGAGUGGAGACUUGACCCGUGGCCAAUCAGAGGCUGGAGUGUGGAGACUCGGCCCGAGGUCAAUCAGAGGCUGGAGUGGAGACUUGACCCGUGGCCAAUCAGAGGCUGGAGUGUGGAGACUCGGCCUGAGGUCAGUCAGAGGCUGGAGUGGAGACUUGACCCGUGGCCAAUCAGAGGCUGGAGUGUGGAGACUCGGCCUGAGGUCAAUCAGAGGCUGGAGUGGAGACUUGACCCGUGGCCAAUCAGAGGCUGGAGUGUGGAGACUCGGCCUGAGGUCAAUCAGAGGCUGGAGUGGAGACUUGACCCGUGGCCAGUCAGAGGCUGGAGUGUGGAGACUCGGCCUGAGGUCAAUCAGAGGCUGGAGUGGAGACUUGACCCGUGGCCAAUCAGAGGCUGGAGUGUGGAGACUCGGCCUGAGGUCAAUCAGAGGCUGGAGUGGAGACUUGACCCGUGGCCAGUCAGAGGCUGGAGUGUGGAGACUCGGCCUGAGGUCAAUCAGAGGCUGGAGUGGAGACUUGUGUCUUGUGAUUGCAGGGGUGAGGAUGUGGCCUGUGUGCUGCCCAAUCCUGCCUGGAACUGGCUGCACCUGCUGUUCUUCUGCUUCUGCCUUAACCCUGGGUUACCCUCAUUCCCUGUUCUCCUGCCUCACCCCCACUCUGCAGGCUGUGUCUUCUGAUCUGUUACUGGAGGCUUGGAGUGAGGUCAUCUCUGGCUCUCAGUCGAGGGGCAGCUGUGUGGGUAGAUGCCCUGUAACAUCUACCCUCGGAGCUUCGGGGUCUAAGAUGCCAAACAGGGUCCUGACUGGGCCCCCUCUGGCUGUGGCCUCAGAGUAAACUGCAAGGGAGACUCCAGGGCAGUGGCUCUGGGGUCUUGGAGCAUCCCACCUCCCUGGUGUUAAUGCUGGAUAAUGAAGAUGCACCAGCUAUGGAAUCCGGGGGUCAGCAGCUCCCUGGGAAAGACCCAGUCUCCCCCUAGCCCUGGAAGGAGGCUGCAAGAUCUCUAUUCUGCUCAGGUGGGCUGGUGAGCUUGUCCCCAAUAAGACACCACCCUCAUAUUGCCCCCAGCCUCCCGCUUGCCUGUCUCUUUAUUCUCCUAACAUUUUCUCCAUAUCACUAGGAAAAGGAUGUUUUGGUAAUGAUCAAAUGAAUUCACAGAUGGGAUAUCCAGCCCCCUCCUCCCAGGACAGGUGGGAGGGGAGCGUCUGCGGGGCUCACACAAGCAUGGAGCUGAGCACUUGGGCCGGGGGCUGAAUUUCCUCCGGUGCCUCGCCAGGGAGUAGCGCUCGGAGCCCCUGAUAAAUGUCCCCUGGCAGGACCUGGCCUCUCUUGGAGAGCUGGAGCAUGGACGGGGCACUUUAGCUGCCCAGACCUAAUAAAGUACAAUAUAACCGUGUGUUUGACUCUUGUUUGCAUCUGAAGAUCAUUCUUCUAAGUUUAGUUUUAUUGAUCUGAGAGGGGCUCGGCUCCUGGAAAUCAGUGUCCCCCUCGGCUUCCCAGCCACCUUCUUGUGUCACCACUUGGGACUUGCAUGAUCCUGGUUGCUGUUUGCCUAAUUUGCAUUUUGUUAGCCAAUGAUUAAGCAUGUUAGCAAGGCAAACCCGGGCUCAGCGAC